Molecule: messenger RNA, 1667 nt
Organism: Chinchilla lanigera (long-tailed chinchilla)
Lineage: Eukaryota; Metazoa; Chordata; Mammalia; Rodentia; Chinchillidae
Gene: Tusc2
Product: tumor suppressor candidate 2
Exons: 3
Coding region: 155-487 (110 amino acids)
Biological process (GO): inflammatory response; regulation of mitochondrial membrane potential
Cellular component (GO): mitochondrion
Source: RefSeq, a predicted model, not a curated record
AGUGAGGUUUCCGUGGAGACAACCCGGCCUGCGGAAGGCGGCGGUGGAAGCUGCAGCACCACCUGCGAACAGAGGCAGGGCCCGGGCAUGGUGGCACAGUCUGCACUGUGAGGGCGCAGCGGCCGCUGGGUCGCCAUGCGCCGGCGACCCUGACAUGGGCGCCAGCGGCUCCAAAGCUCGAGGCCUUUGGCCUUUCGCCUCGGCGGCGGGGGGCGGCGUCCCCGAGACUGCGGGCGCUGAGCAAGCUUUGGUGAGGCCUCGAGGCCGAGCGGUGCCCCCCUUCGUGUUCACGCGCCGCGGCUCCAUGUUCUACGACGAGGAUGGGGAUCUGGCGCACGAGUUCUACGAGGAGACAAUCGUCACCAAGAACGGGCAGAAGCGGGCCAAGCUGAGGCGGGUGUAUAAGAAUCUGAUUCCUCAGGGCAUCGUGAAGCUGGAUCCCCCCCGCAUCCACGUGGAUUUCCCUGUGAUCCUCUAUGAGGUGUGAGCCUGGUGGGUGAUGGACACAAGCACCGCCCAACCCAGUGAGAAGCUUACAGGCUCAAGGUGUGGCUUCCAUGGAGGAACCCAGGCUUGGGCCACAACCCUGAAUAAACUGUUGGCCCGGAACCUUCAGCUCUGAGCAGGGCAGUCCCUCCGUGUACAUUGGGUAUUGGUUUGUGUGUGGAUGAGAGAUGGUUGGUGGCUGGCAUAGGCUAAUGGCAGAGUUACCAACACAACUUCCCCAGCCACCCUGCGAGAAGCCUGGCAGGGCAUGUGCCAGUCAGGAGUCUGUGGUUCCUGCUUCCUUGCCCGGCCUGCUUCCUUCCAAGCUUGCCUAGGGCCUGGCCCUACUAGAAGCUACAGCACUUUACAAGCAGUCUGCCUUCUGCCAGCCCCUGGGCUUUGGGAGCUCGACAUAAGCAGGACCUUCCUCCCCCUCACUUCCUCUCUCUCCCAGUCAGAGCAUUUCAGCCGUUUGCUACCUCGAUUCCUCCUGUGUCGGACAGAGGCUGGGGACAGCACCAGCCUGAUCUUCCCACCCACCUGGCAUUUGUUCCCGCUUUCAGAUGGACGGUGCGCUGGCUGUUAACAGGAAUGGGGACUGGUAUGGGUAGUUCUCCCUCUCCCAGGGCUUGGCUAAUUCCUCCUCAGGAACUAGUGAUUGCCCUCUCCUUGGUUAAGAGGGUGCAGGCCCGAGUCAGGACAGGCUGUGGAUGCCUAUGCCCGUGGGGAGUUGCCCCAAGCCACCCAUUCUAACCCCCCUGCCUCUGUACCAGACACCCUGAACCCCAGUCUGGAGGGUCCACUAUCCUGUCGUAAGGAACAACACACCAGGGCUGGUGCCAGCAGUGCUGUGAGGAGCACACCGUUCUUCCCUACAGUCUCCUCACCCCUUCUGGAUCAGUCAAGGGAAAGUACUAGGGCCCCUUGGUAGGGACAGAACGGAGAGCAAAAACAAAAGGAAUACUGUACUUAAAAUGUGAAGAUUUGUAAAUAGUCUAGUCCAUGAUGACGUUGGGGCAGAGUCUGAUUUCUAUAUAGAAACAACUCUUUUUCUUUUAAUUCCUUAUUGUGCAAGCUCUGUGCUUCUAGCGUGGGAAAUGGCUUGGGGAUGGUGCUCCCCGGCAUAGGAAGACUGUUGUGUUACUUGUUCGAUUCCAAUAAAAUUAUUUGUAGAUCCUGUA